This is a messenger RNA of Dentiscutata erythropus, 402 nucleotides long. The record is from the annotation of a GenBank genome assembly. NCBI's taxonomy places the organism in Eukaryota, Fungi, Glomeromycota, Glomeromycetes, Diversisporales, Gigasporaceae.
AUGUGGCUUAGUCUAGUUUUAUUAGAUUUAGAUACAGCUCAAAACCUUUUACUUUACAAAUCAAAUCAGAUUUCUGAUGAUGAACACAAUAUUGCUAAUGAAAAUAGCACGUCCUUUUUUUCCAUAGGAGAGAUGGACAAACUCCCUACAAAAAUUUAUAAAGAAAAUAAGCUGUCAACUGAAACAUGGCAAUGCUUACUACAAACCUUCCCUAGAAAUGCCCUUAUCAAGUUUUUACCACCACCCAUAGACAAAGAAAUGGCUAGGUGCAUGCAGAAAGAUGCAAAGGAAUUGGACAAAACCUUGCAACAUGUCUCCUACUAUUCAUCUUCCAUACUCAGACCUCUUGACAAUGCUAUCCAUACACUUUAUCAAACCAAGCCAGAUAAACAGAAUAAAUAA